AUAUAAGCCCAUAACCUGGGGAUGAUGCUAUCAGUAUCUUCGUACUUUCUCGUAUAGUUACAUAUACAUAGCAUAUCACAUUACUCGCGAAAAAAAAUAAACAACAUGCUAAAGAUCCUUAGCCUGCUUGGCGCCUUAAUAGUGUGGUGCAAUGGUCUCGUUAUCAGUGGUUAUAAUGGUGGACACGGUGGUGUAUUUGAUUACGCGGGUCUUGAAGAAUAUGAGGGGCACGCAGUCCUGCCAACGGUAGCAGUACCAAUACAUUCAGUAUCAGCGUCACCUUUACAUAUUACCGCUCAAGAUUUACAUACCAGUCUUCAUUAUCCUCAUCAUCAUCAUCAUCCACUCCCUCAUCAUCAUGAACAUCACGAACCUGAUCAUGAUUAUUAUUCACAUCCAAAGUACACUUUCAACUAUGGGGUUCAUGAUCCACACACUGGUGACGUGAAAACUCAACACGAAAUUCGUGAUGGUGAUGUGGUACACGGCUCAUACAGUGUAAAUGAACCCGAUGGAAGUGUCAGAAUUGUCGAAUACACGGCUGACGAUCACAAUGGUUUUAAUGCAGUAGUGAAAAAAGUUGGACCAGCCGUACAUCCGGCGCCAGUUCCGGUUCAUAAAUACGUGCACGCAGCGCCUGAUUAUUACGCUUACGAAUAUGACAAACAUCACUAUUAAUAUAAAUUUUGCGAUAAUUUAAAAUAUAUGUACAAAGUUUUUAUUUCUUAAAUAUAAAUAAUUAAUUAAUUAAUUGAAAAUUAAUUAAUUAGUUAAUUAAUGUUUAAUUAAUUAAAAUAAUUAUUUAAUAUAAUCUCACAUUUUUCUCGGGAUAUUUCAAUAAAAUACUCUCCAUU
This is a messenger RNA of Leptopilina boulardi, 854 nucleotides long. RefSeq names its product cuticle protein 19-like. The transcript has 3 exons. Bases 106 to 678 code for a protein of 190 amino acids. Gene Ontology annotation, cellular component: extracellular matrix. The record is from RefSeq and is a predicted model, not a curated record. NCBI's taxonomy places the organism in Eukaryota, Metazoa, Arthropoda, Insecta, Hymenoptera, Figitidae.